AUUUUGAAAAGUUUACAAAGUUUUUGAUUUUAAUAAAUUUAAAUUGAUUUCAACUCUUAAUUAAGCAAAAAUAACUAGUUUAUUAUGUCACUGGGUACAAAGUGGAUAUAUUUUGGAAUCUUAUAUGCUCUUUAUAUGAUGCUUUGCUUAGAUAAUUCAGAAACUGCUCAGACAAGAAAUCAAUCUAGCUACUCAAUUCGUGUUAUAUAUCAUUCACCUGAAAAUUUCUCAGUCCUUGAAGGAAAGCUGUAUUAAAUGUCCUCAAUAUUGUACAUCCUGUAUAAAUGAUGAAUAAAUUAAAAUCAUAACGUU
Molecule: messenger RNA, 312 nt
Organism: Chironomus riparius
Lineage: Eukaryota; Metazoa; Arthropoda; Insecta; Diptera; Chironomidae
Source: the annotation of a GenBank genome assembly